AUGCCUAAAAAAGUCGUUCGGAAUUUAAGCGAUACCGAACUCAAUGGCAAAAAGAAAAAACAAUUGAGAGGAGCGUCCGGUAGUGAUUCGGAAUUAGAUAAAAUAAGUAGAAAAAUAAACGAGGAUGGAAAAAAAAGGACUUCGAUAAUAGAAAAAUUCAAAACGAAUUUUGGUAAUGGCAACAUGUCGAACGGCGAUGACAUUGACACCACGCAAAUACAGAAAGACAAAUCCAAACAAACAAAGAAAGAAAAUGAAAAAAUGUCUCCGGAGGAUGGUCGUUGUAGAAUAGAAUCAUCAUCGGAUGAUAAUAAAUUAACGUCGAAAACGAUAAAUUUUGACAAAAAUUUGAUUUCGAUACACGGAACGAACGGUUUCAACAAUAAUAAUAAUAAUAAUAACGAAUUGAGAAAUGACGUCAAAAUCUCCGAUGAAAAUCACAUAAAUAAUAAUAAUAAUAGUAAAGGAAGUGAAAAAUACGAGAGUGGUAGUGGUAGUGGUAGUGGUAGAGUAGCGUCGUCAUCAUCUCCACGUCGUGGGGAUUCAGAAGAUUUGAUGAAAAAGAAAAAUGUCGUUAAUACUCUUCUUCAAAGUUCACAUUGGGGCUACGGGAAUUCAAAUGUUAAAUCAUGGAACGGAACGCAAAGUUCACUCGAACGUGAAAUAAUGGAUGAAAAAUGUGAAAGUACAAAAAGGACUUAUAGUGAUCUCUAUAAUGAAGAUUUCGAUAGAGGAAAGUUGAAAAAAUUAAAAACUCACGACGACAGAGAUCGACCGCGUUAUAAUAAUUUAUUUCAAAAAAAACAACAAAAUUAUCAGGAAAAAAUGAUGAAUUAUUAUCAUUGGAGGGGAAACAAUAGAAAUCACAGACGAUACGGAAACGAUUUUCAAAACUCGUUCAAAAGACAACAUUUUAAAAUGCCGAGAUCGGGUCGGAAAAGUCUCGGAGUCACAAAAUAUUUUCCAAGUCUUCUCGGUAAUAAGAAAUCCGGUCCAAAGAAAAAUCAUUCUUCGGGAUGA
Pediculus humanus corporis (human body louse) is the source of this 1020-nucleotide messenger RNA. RefSeq lists its product as uncharacterized. The record is from RefSeq and is a predicted model, not a curated record. NCBI's taxonomy places the organism in Eukaryota, Metazoa, Arthropoda, Insecta, Psocodea, Pediculidae. The coding region runs from base 1 to 1020 and encodes 339 amino acids. The transcript has 5 exons.